Sclerotinia sclerotiorum 1980 UF-70 is the source of this 1362-nucleotide messenger RNA. RefSeq lists its product as hypothetical. Bases 1 to 1362 code for a protein of 453 amino acids. The record is from RefSeq and is a predicted model, not a curated record. The transcript has a single exon. NCBI's taxonomy places the organism in Eukaryota, Fungi, Ascomycota, Leotiomycetes, Helotiales, Sclerotiniaceae.
AUGCCGAUAUUUUCAACAUUGGAGGCAUUGACAAACCUCACCCAAGCCAUACCAGAUUGGAACACACGACUAGACGACCUAAAUAGUCAAAUAGCAUUACGACAAAUCGAGCUUGCACGAUUGGUAGACACCAAACCCGCACGCUCCUUGAAGAACAAAGGUUCCACCGAAUCACUACGACCAAAAGAUGGAGAGGAGAUCAUCAGCGAAGUCCAGGACAUCAUAGAAAAGUCCUCACCUCUUACCGGAUCCCCUAAAUCUGCUCAAAAUGAGACUCCCGCAAAAGCACGACCCAAUUCCCCGUCAGUAGCUCGAGCUGCUGCUGCCGCAGCUCUCGAAUACAACCAACCCCCAUCCGAACCACAAUCGCAAUCACCGAAGCCCCUUACUCCGCGAGCAUCACCCACCGCCUUAGCUCGACAAUCAUCGCAACCUCCACCCCAAACUGAACCACUACCACGGGCUCCGGCCGUCCUCCGAAAACGAAAGACGGAAUCCCUCGCAUCGGGGACUUCUCAAGCCCCAAGAUACAGAACCAGAUCAAUGAUAAUAGUAUACUACGACAGCGCCGUGCAAACCGCCUUUGAAGAACUCGUCAAAUUUGUGAGCGGGAAUCGAAAUGCCAUGAGAAAGGGAAAAAUGGCAGCUAAAAUGGCGGAAAUGAGACGAGCUGCGGAGAUGGAAGCCGAGGAGGAAAGCGACGAUGAAUCCGAGUCCGAGGCUUCAAAAGCUCUAGGCAGUGCAUUACCCAAACCUUCAUUACAUCACCAAGUCGCUUCGCAAGAAACAUCGAACGGAGCACAGCUGAAUGGGGGAGAUACCGGAGCAGGAACGAAACUAAAAUUCACCUCGACGAGAAACAUGGGUGCAUCUCGCGACCGCAUGACAGUUGGAAACACCAUGAAUGUGCUACGAGGAUACCGACGAACCGGGGCAGGAGGAACCGGAGGAAGCGCCACGGAUAUAUUUGACGAGCUAGACAAGGGACUCGAAUGGUGUCAAGGACAAUGCGAACAUGCAGCACACCAAUUCCUACGUGACGGAGAAUGCAGCACCGAAAUCGAGAAUAUCAAAAAGAGACUUGCGGAGGUACGAGAGAUUGCCGAGAAGAAGAUGGAAAAAUUGAGGAAGGAGCAGGAAUUGGAAAGGAAGGAUGAAGUUUCUAUCUCGAUGUCUUUGAAGGCGGAGGAGGAUGCACAUACUAAUGGAACGAAAUUCAUACCGCCAAUAGCUCCGAUUCAAGAUGGACCUGUCGUGUUGGAGGUUGAUGAUGAUAUGGAAGUGGAUGAUGAAGAUGAUGAUAAUGAUACUUUUGAUCCGAGAAAAUUGGUCUUUAAGCGCUCAGGGGACGUCGCGUACUGA